AUGCACUACUGGAGUAUUCAAAAUCCACAUUGGUUACGUGAAGUUGAGCAUCAGCGUCAAUGGUCUGUGAACGUUUGGUGUGGAAUAGUUGGUGACAAGAUAGUAGGUCCAUACUUCAUUGAAGGCAAUUUAAACGGCGAAACAUAUCGUAAUUUUUUACAAAAUCAACUUCCGCUUUUACUUGAGGACGUACCCUUAAAUGUAAGACAACAAAUGUGGUUUCAACACGAUGGAUGUCCAUCGCAUUACUCCCGAACUGCUCGUGAAGUUUUGGAUCGCGAAUUCAAUGGACGCUGGAUCGGUAGAGGGGGUCCAGUAAAUUGGCCAGCAAGAUUUCCAGACCUUACGUCUCCAGACUUUUAUUUAUGGGGUUAUAUAAAGAGCGAAGUUUACAAAGAAGUGCCAACAUCUCGUGAAAAUAUGAUGCAACGAAUCCGAAAUGCUUGUGCCAAAAUAUCACCUGAUGUACUCCGCAGUUGUGUACGAUCUAUGGAAGUUCGGAUCAAUAAGUGCAUUGAAGUCGAAGGUCGCCAAUUUGAGCACUUAUUAAAUUAA
Camponotus floridanus (Florida carpenter ant) is the source of this 555-nucleotide messenger RNA. RefSeq lists its product as uncharacterized. The transcript has a single exon. Bases 1 to 555 code for a protein of 184 amino acids. Lineage: Eukaryota; Metazoa; Arthropoda; Insecta; Hymenoptera; Formicidae. Gene Ontology annotation, molecular function: nucleic acid binding. The record is from RefSeq and is a predicted model, not a curated record.